AUGGGCAUUGGACUGCUGGAAAAUGACGCCGGAGAAGCAAUAAUAGGGAAACAAGAAAUGACAGGUGAACUAAAUAAUUAUUCUGAAUCAGUCUUCAGUAUGGAAGACAGCAACAACAUGCCACAAGUUCUAGAAAGUCAGAUUCUGAAGAGAAGGACUUCAGAGAAUGAAAGGUCUGAAGUGCAGGUAUGGUAUCCCUUCACUGUUGCUACCAUACCAAGAAACAAGGUUCCAGCUAUGUACCUAAACAAAACAUCUGGAAGUUUGAAUGGUCUGGAGUUCAAAUUAAAUGACUUUGUUUACAGGGGAGCUUCAUCUCAGGAGACUGCAGCUCUAGGAGGUGCAGCCCAUCUGGUAAGAUUCCAAAGCACAGACACAGUGACAGGAUUGGUCAUGGCUCAAAAGUUCUGUAACUGCCAAAUGGCUGAGUUUUCAAUCCCUGCAGCAGAACACAGUACUAACAUUGCCUGGAAAAGGAGUUGGGGAAAGGAUGCAUUUCAGUAUUCGCUCAAACAAUUUCCAUCUAAUCUCAUUUCAGUAGUCAGUGACAGCUCUGACAUUUUCAAUGCAUACAAGCAAAUCUGGGGCAGUGAAUUUAAAGACAAUGUUGAGUGAAGGAACAAGGAUUCAAUGCUGAUUAUUUGAACAGAUUCUGGGGAUUCUGUAAAGUCAUUAUUGAGUUCUAAAAGAGAUUUUAUGGCAGAACACAAGAAGAUUCUGUAUUUCCUUCCUGAGCCUGUUGAGGAGGGGAUCGUGCUGGGAAAUGGCACAUUUUCCAAUAUGGGUAUCAGCCAAUAA
Messenger RNA from Hypanus sabinus (Atlantic stingray), 798 nucleotides. RefSeq names its product nicotinamide phosphoribosyltransferase 2 (gene nampt2). The transcript has 5 exons. The record is from RefSeq and is a predicted model, not a curated record. Gene Ontology annotation, molecular function: nicotinamide phosphoribosyltransferase activity. NCBI's taxonomy places the organism in Eukaryota, Metazoa, Chordata, Chondrichthyes, Myliobatiformes, Dasyatidae. Gene Ontology annotation, biological process: NAD+ biosynthetic process.